Messenger RNA from Grosmannia clavigera kw1407, 5778 nucleotides. Its product is annotated as cohesin complex subunit. The coding region runs from base 1 to 5778 and encodes 1925 amino acids. Gene Ontology annotation, molecular function: aspartate kinase activity; protein binding; ATP binding. The record is from RefSeq and is a predicted model, not a curated record. Gene Ontology annotation, biological process: sister chromatid cohesion; amino acid biosynthetic process. The transcript is spliced from 9 exons. NCBI's taxonomy places the organism in Eukaryota, Fungi, Ascomycota, Sordariomycetes, Ophiostomatales, Ophiostomataceae. Gene Ontology annotation, cellular component: cohesin complex; chromosome; nucleus.
AUGUGGAUGAGGGGCAAAGACAAGAGACCCUGCUGCAAUGCAACGGUCGGGCAGAAGAAGAACGAGCACCCAGCAACAGCACCAGCAGCAGCACUAGCACGCAUGUCGGAGCCUCUCGCCGCGCGCCAAAAGAAAGCAGACCUUACCUCGUCUUUUCGUAUGGGUCAGGUGUGGUCACGCUGCCCGUCGUGGUGUGUAGAUGACCUGCUAGCCCAGCUGACCGAUAUUGGGCCUCUUGACUGGGUCGAGCUCGCCAAGGAUGACAAACUGAAAAGACAGAAAUACAAGUCCCGUGCUGAUCCCGUCUGUGUGCACAGGACGCUAUGCUGCAACAGAUGGUGGCCGAUUUCUCUGUCUCUGUCGAGAAUGGCUGUCAGUGCCGGUGGCAGAUUGAUUGUGAUCGAGUCUUUCGGCCACGAGCGCGAACGACGGCCGCCGCCGCCGUUGCACCCUGCUGCAAAGAUGGGCAAACUCAACCGUCUGGAGCUUUUCAACUUCAAGUCCUACAAGGGCCACCAUGUCCUUCUCUUUGGCGACUCCUACUUCACAUCUGUUGUCGGGCCCAAUGGCUCCGGCAAAUCCAACUCUAUGGAUGCCAUAUCCUUCGUCCUGGGUAUCAAGUCGUCCCACCUCCGGUCGAGCCAUCUGAAGGAUCUGGUGUACCGAGGACGUGUGAUGGAGACGUCAAAGCCGAGCGAGGAUGCGCCCGAGACGAACGAGACAGGCGGCGACGCUCUCGAAGACGAUGAAGGCGGCCGGUCCGGCCGUGGCGACCCCAAGACCGCCUGGGUCAUGGCAGUAUACGAGGACGACGCCGGCGAUACGCACCGCUGGAAGCGGUCCAUCACCAACCAGGGCUCCAGCGAGUAUCGCAUCAACAAUCGCGUCGUCACGGCUCAGGACUACAACCAGGCCCUGGAGAAUGAAAACAUCCUCAUCAAGGCCCGCAACUUUCUCGUCUUCCAGGGUGACGUCGAAGCCAUCGCGUCGCAGUCGUCCCAGGACCUGACCCGCCUCAUCGAGCAGAUCUCGGGCAGCCUGGACUUCAAGCCCGAGUACGAGCGCCUCAAGGCCGAGGCCGAGCAAGCCAUCGAAAAUCAGAACUUCCACCUCACCAGGCGACGCGCCAUCAAUGCCGAAAUCAAACAGUACCAGGAGCAAAAGGCCGAGGCCGAGAGCUUCCAGCGGAAGCUGAACGAACGGGACGAGGCCAUCGUGAACCAGAUGCUCUCCAAGAUCCACCACUACCAGCGCAUCAUGGACGACUCCAGCGUCCAGAUCCAGGACCACCAGGAGAACCUGGCCGAGUUCCGUCGCAAGCUGCACUCGGCCGAGAAACAGCUGGAAGAGGCGCGUGCCGAAUAUGCCGCUGCACACAAGGAGGCCUCCAAGGUCGAGAGGCGCAUCCGCACCAAGGAGCGGGAGAUUGAGGACGAGGAGAACAGGCUGAUCCCCAGCGCCGAAAAGGUGGAACAGCUGUCGCGCGAGAUCGCCACACUCAGCCAGAGAGUGGCAUCGGCUACGGAAGAGCGCGACGCCAUGGUGGCGCGCGUGCAAAAGGCAGAAAAGGACAUGGCCAUUGUCGAAAAGGCCCGGGUGCAGUUUGAGAAGCAGUGGAAGGAAACGCUGCAGAAGCAGGGCAAAGACCUGAGCGAGGCCGACCGGAAGGAAUACCACACGCUCCGGUCCGAUCUCCUGAAGAAGAGCGCGCUCGAGAUAGUGGACCGGGACAACAUGCGGCGACAGCUCAACAGCGACGAGGUGACGGUCAACACGAUCAAGGGCAACAUUGACAACCGGCAGUCGCGGGUGGCCAAAUUGGAGGCCGAGCUCGAGACGAUCAGGGAGCGCCGCGACGGCUGCAAGCAGGACGUGCACAAGCUGGGCCAGGACGUGGACGCGGCCAAGAAGGCGUACAACCAGGCCAAGUCGGAGCGCGUGCGCGUAAACAACACGGUGACGGAGAUCGAGGAGAACAUGCAGGAGAUUGCCACCCGGUUGGAGACGGCACGGUCUGGCAUGGUGCAGAGCCGCAAGGAGACGCGCAUGAAGGAAGUCGUGUCGCAGAUGCGACGCAUCUACCCGGGUGUGCACGGUCGCGUGGGCGAGCUGUGCAAGCCAAAGCAGAAGAAGUACGACGACGCGGUGGUGACGGCGCUCGGCCAGGAUUUCGACUCGGUGAUUGUGGACGGCGAGAAGACAGCGUCGGACUGCAUCCAGUACCUCAAGGAGCAGCGGCAGACACCGAUGACGUUCAUCCCGCUCGACAACGUCAAGGUGAACACGCCCAACACGGCGAUCCGGGGCAUCCAGGGAGCGCGGCUGACAAUCGACACGAUCGACUUUGACGCCCACCUCGAGCGCGGCAUGGCCUUUGCCUGCGGCGGCUCCGUCAUCUGCGACUCGAUGGAGGUGGCCAGGAACAUUGUGUACCAGAAGCGGCUGCCAGUCAAGGCCGUCUCGCUGGAGGGCUUCCUCAUCAACCGCUCCGGCACGAUGACGGGUGGCCGGAUGCCGGACCAGAAGGGCAAUCGCGGGAAGCGCUUUGCCGAGGAGGACGUGCAGAACCUGGAGCGGAUAUACGAAAAGAAGCGGGCCGACCUGGAGAAGCUGCCGAAGCCGAGCCACCUGCUGCACCACGAAAAGGUGCUCAACGAUGACCUGGCCAACCUGGAGCAGCGGCUGCGGGCAGCGCGUGCCGAGCUGCAGGCGUUUGAGAAGAACUUUGGCGGCAAGAAGAAGGAGGCCGAGGUGGAGACGAAGCAGCUGCACGAGCGGGAGCAGAAGCUGGCAGAGGAGUCGGCCAAGCUCGAGAGCACGCGCCGGGCCGUCGCACAGACGGAGCAGGCAGUGAUGAAGAUCGAGGACAAGAUCUUUGCAGCCUUUUGCACGAAGCACGGCUUCACAGACGUGCGGGAGUACGAGGCACAGCAGGGCAGCCUUGAGCAGCAGGCCGAGGAGAAGCGCGGCGAGUUCAAAGUGCAGCUGCAGCGGCUGAAGUCGGCCCUGAGCUGGGAGACAUCCAAGCGCGAUAACACGGCGCUACGAGUCGAACAGAUGGAGCGGCAGCUGCAGGUGCGGCGAAAAGACCUGCAGCAGCACGAGACGGAAAAGGCAAGUAUCAGCGAGAUUGUGGCACAGGCACGGCGCGAUGUGGACCAUCUGCACGCUAAGUUGGAUCAGAUCCAGGAGGAGAACAGCACGACGACAGACAAGGUGGCCGAGACCAAGGCAGAGGUGCAGCGGUGGCAGCGCGAGAUCGAGUCGCGGCUGAAGGAGAUCAACGGGCUCGAGACGGAGGUGCAGAAGAACAGCGCGGCCAAGUUUGCGCUGCUGCAGCGCUGCAAGAUGGAGCAGAUCCAGAUACCACUGCUAGAGGGCUCUCUCGACAACCUGCCGAACGAGGACCAGCUGCUCAACCAGGAUCCGGACGCGAUGGACGUUGAUGAUGGCGACGACGGCGUCAUGGAAGCAGCCAUGGACGAUCACGGCAUCGAGGUGAACUUUGACCGUCUCGAGGCGGAAUUCAAAAAUCAGGACGAAGAGCACAUUGAAGAGCGGCUGGAGGCCAAGAUUGCCGAACUGACGGCCGAGCUGGAAAAGCUGAACCCCAAUAUGCGGGCGAUCGAGCGGCUAGAGUCGGUGGAAGGCAAGCUGCGCGAGGUCGACAAAGAAUUCGAGGACAGCAAGAAGAUUGCGUACCGGAUCAAGACGGAAUUUGAGGACAUCAAGGGACAGCGGACCGACGUGUUCCGCAAGGCGUUCUCGCACAUCCAGGAGCAGAUCACGGAGGUGUACAAGGAGCUCACGCGGACGGAAGCGUAUCCGUUGGGCGGCCAAGCCUACCUCGACAUCGAGGCCGAGGGCGACGAACCGCCGUAUCUCAGCGGCGUCAAGUACCACGCGAUGCCGCCGCUGAAGCGAUUCCGCGACAUGGAGCACCUAUCUGGUGGCGAGAAGACGAUGGCGGCGCUGGCGCUCCUGUUCGCCAUCCACAGCUACCAGCCAUCGCCCUUCUUCGUGCUGGACGAGGUAGACGCGGCGCUGGACAAUGCCAACGUGGACAAGAUCAAAAAGUACAUCCGCGAGCACGCAGGACCGGGCAUGCAGUUCAUCGUCAUCAGCCUCAAGCCGGGCCUGUUUCAGGACAGCGAGAGCCUGGUGGGUGUGUACCGGGACCAGGACGUCAACAGCUCCAAGACGUUGACGCUAGAUAGAGCUACCCAAUUCACGACCUACCUCCUGGUGCAUCGCCCGUACAGUUCCCCCCACGUCGCUCUACACAACACGGACAUGUCGCGGCCAGUACUACGGAACCCGGCCACGGGCGGGUGGAUCGUGCAGAAGUUUGGUGGCACCAGCGUCGGCAAGUUCCCGGAGCAGAUUGCUGAAGAUAUUGUCCGGCAGUAUGUUUCGAGUAACAACCGGGUGGUGAUUGUGUGCUCAGCACGCAGCCCUGGCAAGAAGGCCAGCGGCACGACCAGCCGGCUGCUGGAUGUGUACCGGCGGCUGCAGCAGCUGGCGGCGGCGACGGCGAUCAGCGACGAGCAGGCGCAGACGGAGCUCGUGGAGUCGGCGCAGCAAAUCAUCCAGGACAUAUGCGACGAGCACCUGGCGGCAGCAGACGCGACGAUCGAGGACACAGCACUGCGGGCGGCUCUGCGCAGCGAGAUCGAGGCGGAGUGCGGCGAGCUGGCCGAAUACGUGGCGGCGACGAAGCGGUUUCACCUCGAGGUCAACGCGCGGUCCAAAGACCGGCUGGCGAGUCUGGGCGAGAAGCUGAGCUGCCGCUUCAUGACGUACGUGUUGCGGGACCACCAGGUGGCGGCUGAGUAUGUGGACCUGGCAGAUAUGGCAGCGUGCGAAGACCGGGUGCCGGUGGUGACGGGCUUUUUCGGCAAUGUGCCGGGCAGCCUGAUGGACGGCGAUGUGGGCCGCGGCUAUACGGACCUGUGCGCGGCGCUGGUGGCGGUGGGUCUCUCGGCCAAGGAGCUGCAGGUGUGGAAGGAGGUGGACGGAAUAUUCACGGCCGACCCGAGCAAAGUGCCGACAGCACGACUGAUUCCGUCGAUCACGCCGUCGGAGGCGGCCGAGCUGACGUUUUACGGGUCGGAGGUGAUUCACCACCUAACGAUGGACCAGGUAAUCAAGGCGACGCCGCCAAUUCCGGUGCGGAUCAAGAAUGUCAAGAACCCGCGCGGUGAUGGAACGAUUGUGCUGCCAGAUCCGGUGCGAGCGCCGGGUCAACAGCUGCAGAAGUCGGCGGCACGGGGCAGCGGAGCGGCGACGGGGCCACAGCGGCCGACGGCGGUGACGAUCAAGGACCGGAUCUCGGUGCUGAACAUCUACUCGAACAAGCGGUCGCUGGCGCAUGGCUUUGUAGCCCGAGUCUUUUCGGUGCUGGACCAGCACCAGAUCUCGGUGGACCUGAUCGCGACGAGCGAGGUGCAUGUGUCGAUGGCGAUCCACGCGCCAGAUGCUAGCGAGGGCGCCGCUGUUGAGGACAGCCACCUGGAGCGGGCGCGGCGCGAGCUGGGGGCAUUGGGCGAUGUCAGCCUGUUGCACGGCAUGGCCAUCCUCAGUCUGGUGGGCGCCGACAUGAAGAACAUGAUCGGCGUGGCCGGCAAGAUGUUCUCGACGCUGGGCGAGCACGACAUCAACAUUGAGAUGAUUUCACAGGGUGCCAGCGAAAUCAACAUCUCCUGCGUCAUCGAUGCGCAAGAGGCAACGCGGGCCAUGAACGUGUUGCAUACGAAUCUGUUUACGUUUUUGGAAUAG